Messenger RNA from Rangifer tarandus platyrhynchus (Svalbard reindeer), 1317 nucleotides. Lineage: Eukaryota; Metazoa; Chordata; Mammalia; Artiodactyla; Cervidae. The record is from the annotation of a GenBank genome assembly.
AUGAGUCCUGCCCUGAUGCUGGCCCUGCUGGGCAUCACCCUCGCCCUGCCCGGAGCGAGAGCCCUGGACUGCUACUUUGGGGGAGCGGAGACCGUGCGGAAUGUAUCGGAACAGCCCUUGCAGUGGACGACUUCCCAGAAGAACUGUGGCGAAGGUUUGGGCUGCCAGGAAACGGUGAUGAUCGCCCAGAAUGAACUCUCCCUGUAUCUGGUGCUCCUCAAGGGCUGCACCCAGGCCGCCAAUCAGGAGGCCCGCGUCACCGAACACACUACAGGCCCCGGCCUGUCCAUCAUCUCCUACACGCGGGUAUGCCGGGAGAAUCUAUGCAACGAUCUCGCCACCAGCCUCCCUCUCUGGACCCCGAGCCCACCCAAAGUCCCGGGUUCUGUGCGGUGUCCAGCCUGCUUGUCUACAGAAAGCUGUCUGUCGGCCCCAGAGCUGACCUGCCCGGCCGAGAGCUCACACUGCUACAGUGGGGUCCUCCACCUCACCGCUGGGGGCGGCACCACCAGACUCCAAGUCCAAGGAUGCAUUUCUCAACCAGGCUGCAACCUGCUGAAUGGAACCCAGGAAGUUGGGCCCAUCAGCCUGCAGGAGACUUGCUAUCCUCAAGGCAAUCUGACCUGUCAUCGGGGGGUCAUGCUGCGGAUGUCUGCAAGCCUGAGCCAGGACCCUGUCAAGUGGUCCACACCUGCGGAGCAGCAGUGUAACCCUGGGGAGGUGUGUCAGGAGACCCUUCUGCUCAUAGAUGUAGGACACAGGUCGAUCCUGCUGGGGAGCAAAGGCUGCAGCCAGAUCAGGACCCCGGCUACCACCAUCCACUCGAGGCCCCCCGGAGUGCUGGUCGCCUCCUAUGCUCGGGUCUGCUCCUCCGACUACUGCAAUUCGGCCGCCAGCAGCAGCGUCCUGGUCAACGCCCUCCCUCGUCCAGCCGCCCCGGCCCCAGGACACCUGCAAUGUCCCAGCUGUCUGGUCCUUGGAUCCUGCUCAGAAAGCUCUAACGUUGUGACGUGUCCUCAGGGCACCAGUCACUGUUACAAGGGUCAAAUUUUUCUCUCGGGAGGUGGGGUGACCUCCCCAGUGGGCAUCCAGGGCUGCGUGGCCCACCCAUCCAGCACCUUGUUGAGCCGUAGGCAGACUAUCGGGGUCUUCAACGUGCUUGAGGAGCGUGAGGGUGACGAUAAGGUGGAUCCGCCUCCCAUUUUAAGUGGAGCCGCCCCUGGCCCUUCCCUGGCUUGGGUGGUGGGGCUGGGGCUGUCCCUAGCCCUUUGGUGUGGGGCACCCUCCUUGCUGACCCUGUUCCCCCAUAAUCCUUAG